This is a messenger RNA of Lachancea fermentati, 636 nucleotides long. Lineage: Eukaryota; Fungi; Ascomycota; Saccharomycetes; Saccharomycetales; Saccharomycetaceae. The record is from the annotation of a GenBank genome assembly.
AUGUCAGACACUCCAGGAGAAGACAAAGAUACGAGUGCCAGCGCUCCUCAGCCGCAGAAAGAAAGAAGAAAGAUUGAAAUCAAGUUUAUCCAGGACAAGACCAGACGGCAUAUCACUUUCUCCAAGCGAAAGCAUGGGAUUAUGAAAAAGGCGUACGAGUUGUCAGUACUCACCGGUACACAGGUACUGUUACUGGUGGUGUCCGAGACCGGACUUGUCUACACGUUCACCACCCCCAAGUUCCAGCCAAUUGUCACGCAGCCAGAAGGUAAGAACCUGAUCCAGGCGUGUCUGAACGCUCCGGAGGACGAUGAGGAAGACGACCAAGACGACGACGAUCAAGAAGACGACGAAGAGGCCAAAGUUGACGUUUCUGCUGCGUCCGCAGCCGCAACUGGCGUCCCCAGCACAAAUGCAGCCCAGCCCAGCAUGGCCAACGCUCCCGCCCCACACAUGGUCCCUGUCGGCUCCGCUGGCCAGCCUGUCGACCACACUGUGCAUCCACAACCCGUUCAGCAGCCCACACAGCCCGGUCAGCAGGCCUAUGGCAACCCAGCUGCGUAUCUGAACGCGGAGCAGGCUGCCGUGUAUCACCAGUAUUUCAACGGUGUCAAUUCGCAGCAGGGCCAAUAUUGA